CGAACCAAGUCGGGGGUUUCCCCUCGUGCGUUGGACCGAACCAAGUCGGGGGUUUCCGUGGGUGACUCUUAUCAACAACUACUUUCACUUUCAGUCUGAAGUUCUUUCACAGAGCAGACGUGCGACGAGCCUGCGGACAGAUCGCCAGAAGCCUUCCCAGCUGCGUCCUGCUGCCUUCUCGGUGUUCUUCAGCCGUCAGGGCUUCUCCAGCUGUCCAGCUCAGAAGGAUGCAGAAGAUAAGCUCCUCCUCCUUCGUCCUGCCUGUGCUGUGCGUGUGUGUGGAUGUGUGUGUGGUGCGCGCCGUCCGCCUGGCCCAGCCCUGCCCCUUCCUCCUGCCCCGCCCCUUCCUGGCCCUGUGGGGGGGGGCGCUGCUCAGGGCCUCGGCCCUGCUCCUCCUGUCCUUCCUGGGGGGCCUGCGCCGGAUGCGGGGCCCGGAGGGGCUCCAGAGCCUGGCGGUCCUCUGCUUCCACCGCCCCGCCUACGUGGCCCUGCUGGGGGCGCUGGGCCGCCCCGCCCAAGAGGAGCUGUGGGCGUGGCACUCCUGGGGGAGGGUCCUGCAGGGCUACGCCGUCACCCUGGUGGCCUGGACCUACUGGAGUCGGUACGUGGCGGCGCUCCUGAGCUCCGGCGUGCGGUGGGUGCGGUCGGCGCUGAAGACGGGGUCGGCCGGGGGGUCGGCGGAGGUCAGCGGCACGGCGCUGAAGAGGCUGCUGGGAUGCAUGCGUCCUUACCUGUGGCGCUUCGUCUUCGUGCUGGCCUUGGUGAUGCUGUCGUCCUACGGUGAGAUGGCGGUGCCGAAGUACACGGGACACAUGGCGGACUGGAUCGUCAACGAAGAAGCUCCCAACGCGUUCUCAGAAGCCAUCUGGCUCAUGGCGGUCCUGACAGUCCUCAGCGCCGUGCUGGAGUUCGUGUGCGACCUGACCUACAACACCACCAUGAGCGCCAUCCACACGUCCAUCCAGGCGGCGGUGCUGGAGGCCGUCCUGCAGCAGGACAUCGCCUUCUUCGACGCCACGUCCACGGGGGAGCUGGUGUCCCGCGUCACCACGGACACCAGCGACAUGAGCGAGGCGCUGAGCGACGAGCUCAGCCUGGUCAUGUGGUACACGGCCCGCUUCGUCUUCCUGCUGAUCUUCAUGCUGAGCCAGUCCUGGAAGCUGACCCUGCUGUCCUGCAUGGGGGUCCCCAUCAUCUGGGUGCUGCCGGAGUUCAUCGGACACUUCCGUCAGAUUAUUGCUGCCAAGUCUCAGGACCUGCUGGCCAAGGCCAACCAGGUGGCCACCGAGACCUUCUCCUGCAUCAAGACCGUCAAGUGCUUCGCCAACGAGGACGGCGAGACGGACAGGUACCGGCGGCGGAUGGACGACAUCUACGCCCUCAACAAGCAAGACGCGGCCACGUAUGCAGCUUCUACCUGGGCCAACAGCAUGACCUCUUUGGCCUUGAAAGUGGCCAUUCUGUACUACGGAGGACUGCUGGUGACUGAAGGAGCCGUCAGCAGUGGAGACCUGGUGGCUUUCGUCCUCUAUGAGCUGCAGUUCACGUCCUCGCUGGAGGCCGUGAUGCGUUGUUACCCAGAAGUGAAGAAAGCCAUCGGAGCCUCUGAGAAGAUCUUCGAGUAUUUGGAUCGGGAACCUCAGGUCCCCCCCGACGGCAGUCUGGAGCCGGAUCGUCUGGAGGGACACGUUCAGUUCAGAAACGUCACGUUCUGCUAUCCUGGAAAAGCCAACGAAAACCCCCCGGUGCUCAAGAAUGUGAGUCUGGAGUUGAAGCCGGGUAAAAUCACGGCCCUGGUGGGCUCCAACAGGUCCGGGAAGUCUACAUGUGUGAAGCUGCUGGAGAGGUUUUACCAGCUCCAGAACGGAGACGGGGAGAUCUUACUGGACGGGAAGCCACUGCAAAGCUACAAAGACCAGUACCUGCACGACCAGAUUGCUGUGGUGAGCCAGGACUGCCUGCUCUUUGCUCGCUCCGUCCGCGAGAACAUCAAGUACGGCCGCGAGAACGCUUCAGAGGAGGAAAUGAUAGAAGCUGCUCAGCUGGCCAGCGCCCACAGCUUCAUCACCGGACUGCCCAGUGGAUACGACACAGAUGCUGGGGAGAAGGGCGGCCAGGUGUCUGGAGGGCAGAAGCAGCGCAUCGCCAUCGCCAGAGCUCUGAUCAAACAGCCUAAAGUCUUGAUCCUGGACAACGCCACCAGCGACCUGGACGGAGAGAACAGACACCAGGUCAGCCAGACCCUGCUGAACCAGGCCAGGAGCUGCUCGGUGCUGCUCGUCUCCAACAACAUGAGCAUGGUGGAAAGCGCUGACCACAUCGUGGUCCUGAACGGCGGCGAGGUGGAGGAGGCGGGCGGCCAUGACGAGCUGAUGAGGAGAGGCGGCUUCUACGCUCAACAGGUGGAGAAACAGCAUCUGGGCUUCCAGCGUCCAGAGGAGGCCGGCAGCCAGCUCCUUUAAAGACAGAGGCUACCCUGAAUCAUUCCCCCUGGGCGGGGCGGGGCGGGGCGGGGCGGGGCUUGGCCGUUCUGAUUGGUUCUGGUGAUGGCGGGUUCCUGAUGACGGGGAAUUACAGCAGUCUACUCCGGACGAACACAUGAUGGAUUCAUUUCUCAGCUCCGAGUCAGCAUGUUCCUGAUUUUAGAGAAACCACGCAGCUGGAAGGAGGAGGUCCUGCAGACCUGGCCAGUUAAAGGUCAAAGGUCACUCGAGGUGUCCAGAUGUUUUUAACAUGUCCUUCUUUUCUCUCAGUAUGUUUGUGAUUGUCUCUGAAGCCAGCAGCAUGUGUUGAAUCCGUUGUGCAGUUCUCUUUCGUGUUCGUGCUGUGAGCCUCGUUGCAUAAAGUCCUGUUGACUCUG
Molecule: messenger RNA, 2860 nt
Organism: Salarias fasciatus (jewelled blenny)
Lineage: Eukaryota; Metazoa; Chordata; Actinopteri; Blenniiformes; Blenniidae
Gene: tap1
Product: transporter 1, ATP-binding cassette, sub-family B (MDR/TAP)
Exons: 13
Coding region: 228-2462 (744 amino acids)
Biological process (GO): transmembrane transport
Cellular component (GO): membrane
Molecular function (GO): ABC-type oligopeptide transporter activity; ATP binding; ATP hydrolysis activity
Source: RefSeq, a predicted model, not a curated record